AGCAAUUUGGCUGAAGCAGGCUUACUCGUCCCAGCAGCGGCGCGCCAGUAUACAGGAGAUGGCCAUGGCCACCGCGAGCGCCCUGGACAAGAACCGCAUCCAGGCCCCGCGCGGGAAGGACAAGUGCUGGACCUGCCCCAGCGGCCACCUGCUGCAGCCGUGGACCGCGAAGACGGGCAUCUGCGACGGCUGCUCCUCGGAGUCCCGGCCCCAGCGCGCGGCCGGGGCGGGGCGGGGCGCCGCUGCAGUGUGCACGCCGGGGACUCGGUCAUGGACUGCCGCGCCUGCAACUUCUACCUGUGUGCCUCGUGCCACCCUCAGGAGCAGCACGCUGGCUUGGACUACUUCACGUGGCUCUCCGCGGGCAUCUCCGCCGCCGUCGGCGUGGUCCAGGAGGAGCCGGCGUCGCCGCAGCCAAUGUGGCGGCCGCUCGCAGGCCGCCUCCUCCAUCGUGACGUGCAGCGCGCCGCCCAAGACGGAGCUGGAGGUGGCCGAGGCGGACCUCCGGCCUCCCCGGGCCGAGGAGGAUGUUACGCCAACGACGGCGGUGGGCGGCGACGCCAGGGAGGCCGAUGGCGAGGUCGAGG
Messenger RNA from Prorocentrum cordatum, 587 nucleotides. The record is from the annotation of a GenBank genome assembly. NCBI's taxonomy places the organism in Eukaryota, Dinophyceae, Prorocentrales, Prorocentraceae.